ACUUUCUCAUUUGAGCCGGUUGCCAACGGGAGCGAUGUCCUCGUGAACCCCGUUAAUAUGCCGCAUUGCAACUACUCAUUCCUGUAUAUUUACUGCUUACCGGCCUUCUCUCUGAUGACCUUAAACUAGUUUUACAAAAAUGUAGCAAAAGUAGUACUUUUUGGGCGACAGCGCAUUGUUCAAUUACUCUCGAUGCACGAUCGGUGCAGAUUCUGCAGUGAGAUGUAAACAAGUUUUACAACAGGACAGCUCAAAAUAUUUACUGGCUUCUUUGAUUGUAAACCAGUUUGUGUGAUGUUUUAUUGCAUUUAAAUUGCAUUGAUCUGCUUGUACACAGUAAAUGACUAAUUACGCUUUUCGGAGCUCAAUCAGUUAAAUGGUAGGUUUAUGGUAUGUGAUUAUUAAUUAUAUUUGCAUGCUUCCACACACUGAAACAACAAUCAAGUAGAAUAGUUCACGCACGUCAAAGCAACGAUAUCUGGUGCUGCUCGCAUGGUGGUAUGUUUUUACUAACAGAUAGCAUGAUCCUAAUCAUUAUCGUCUAUUACUGCUCAAAUAUUUUCAUUGAUAAGAGUGUUUCAUGGUUAGCUUUACUUUCGACUUGAUUCGCAGUUUUGGAGUGGAGAUGGAAACAUACACAACAUUAAACACAAUCAUUACAUAGAACUGAAUUAUCUUCAUUGAAGCAAUUACAUUUAAGUAGUUACUAGUGCAAAUCAUAAUUACUCUUGAAAAGGUGUACAAAAAAAUAUCCACAUAUGUUUCAGAAAUGAUUCGUAUAGCCACUGGAGUUGCACGUUUGCGUCUAUCGACACGACCACUUUCUGGCAGAGUAAAGCAAUCGGAAUCUCUUGUCCUAACCAAAAUAGAUAGUAAUACAGGCUACGCAGAGGUUACAUUGAACCGAGCUCCCGUAAAUGGAUUGAAUUUGGAAUUGCUGGAGACGCUAGGGAACACUAUGGAUAAUCUGGAGCGGGAAAAAGUUAAAGGAAUGAUACUGACGUCGUUUUCCGAUAAAGUGUUCUGUGCUGGAUUGGACAUUCGGGAACUAAUGGACCCAAACGCUGAAAGACUUCGGUCAUUUUGGACGGCCUUGCAAAACUUGUGGGUGAAACUUUACGGUUCUAGUUUUCCCACCGUUGCCGUGGUGAAUGGACACGCACCGGCCGGUGGAUGUUUUCUUGCCAUAGCAUGCGAAUUUCGUAUCAUGCGCCAAAACUGCACAAUCGGACUCAAUGAAACGGCGUUGGGGAUCACGGUUCCGCUGUGGCUCCAAGCCACGAUGAGAAAUACAAUUGGAUGUCGCAAAACAGAGUUGGCUUGCACGUCUGGAAAGCUAUACAAUUCGCAGGAAGCGUUAGAGAUUGGUUUGGUAGACGAACUGGUCGUUGACAAGCAUGAAGCAAUUGAAAGAGCUAUAAAUUUCCUUGACAAAUUUAGGAAUAUUUCAUCGCAACCACGGUCGCGAACAAAAUUAUUGCUUAGAAUAUCAGAUUUAGACGAGUUCAAGUGUUAUAGAGAGAAGGACCUAGAAAGAUUUAUUUCCAAUACACUGAACGCGGGAUUUCAGCAGGAAUUGCAUCAAUAUUUCGAAUCAUUGAGAAGCAGAAAGUAAAAUUAUAUAUUAUUAAGGAUAAUCAUGAUACAAUUGUUUGCAUUUACUCACAGACUGCCAAUUAAUUUUUCAAGUAAGGGGAUUGCAGUUUUUCACGAAAAAAAAUUCGCCAUUUUAUAAGUAAAAAAUUAUAAAAUGGAGGAUUUUUUUCGUAAAAAUUCCCAUAGUUGAAAAUUCAUUUCGAAAACUCAACGUGAAGCUUAGGUAUUUUUAUAUAGAAUAUGUAAGUUUGAAAUAAAUCGAUUAAGAAGUUUUUGAAUGGCAGUUAACACGCUAAUCGUGUUUUUUUCAGAGAUGUUAUAUAAAAAGCUUCGUCACCGAAUCGCUUGGCGAUAUUUUUGCAUAGAAAAGUUACAGAAUGUUAUUGAAAUGAUACAUUAUAAUGUACAAAAGUUUUGAUCAAUUCGUUGCACCCAAAUUUGUAGAAAAAAAAAAUCGCAAAAAAGUGUUUUUUUUCAUGCUGAAACCGUUACCUUCCCCUUAAUAAAAGUAGCGACACUAUUUGGAAGAUUUCGGCAGGGUGAAGUUUGCGAAAAGAAGAACGUCGAAGUAAAAAUAAGAAGCCGGUUGUCAUGUUUUAUCUUAGAAUUGUACUGGUACCGGAAGAUCACGAUUAAAUGAAAAAGUAUGUUUUACACCAGUAUUUUUCGUUCCGAUUGCAUGAUUGUAAUUUUUUUUAGAAGCUUACGUAAGUUUAGCUGAAAACAUGGUCAAUUCUACCCAUGAUAUCCUACUGAAAGGAAAUGCUUAUUUUUUGCAUUAAUUGAUUGACAAUAGAUACACGUUUAAAUUUUAAACGUGUAAAAGCUCCGUUCGAUAAAAAUAAGGAACGGAAUUAUUAAUACUUUUAUAUUCGUUCACAAAAUAUACAGUACAGUACAGUGUACAGGGGUACAGUGUGUAAUACAUAGAUUGUCAGGGCUCCAUGAAUUGUUAAGCCGCAGAAUUGAGUAUAUUCGAAACAAAAAUAUUUGAUGUUAAAUUCAGUCGUUUAUUGUGUAUUUCAUGCGAAACUAAAUUGGCUUAAAACUAUUUAUUAUAAAUCAAUAAGUCUUCCCUAAUUUUAAUGAAAACGUUUUUUAUUACAAAUAUAUUGGUAGCAUUUUAAUAAAACAAAGACUGAAAAAAGGGGACUAUUAUCAUGCUCUACACGGAUAGUUUCCGUCGGGUGCGCGACGUUAGGCAUAAAUACGUUAGGUAUAAGUACGUUAGGCAUAAUGGAUGUUAGGCAUAAUGGACGAUUGGCAUAAUAUGCGUUAGGCAUAAUGGACGAUUGGCAUAAUGUACGUUAGGCAUAAUGGACGAUAGGCAUAAUUCACAAAAAUAUAAGAGUAAUGGCAAACCUUUCAUUAUUGUAGAAUUCUCAACCUUAAACUCGUUUUUGUCGGCUUAGAAAACACUACGCUUGCUAUACCAUGCCUUUUAACGAGAGACACCAAAAAUACCGUCGGUUCUCAUGGUAAAGAGGGACAGUCUAUCUUUGCCUUGAGAUAUGUUGGUAGACUUGAGCGAUUCGUAGUAAUGUUGCCUAAGCUCGACUCCUGCCAGCAGAAGACAAAAGAUUAGUCCGUAAGAUGUUAAGCCACUUCUAGUU
Topomyia yanbarensis is the source of this 3209-nucleotide messenger RNA. Its product is annotated as enoyl-CoA delta isomerase 1, mitochondrial-like. The coding region runs from base 770 to 1615 and encodes 281 amino acids. Gene Ontology annotation, molecular function: enoyl-CoA hydratase activity. Gene Ontology annotation, biological process: fatty acid beta-oxidation. The record is from RefSeq and is a predicted model, not a curated record. The transcript has 6 exons. Gene Ontology annotation, cellular component: mitochondrion. NCBI's taxonomy places the organism in Eukaryota, Metazoa, Arthropoda, Insecta, Diptera, Culicidae.